AUGGCUUUGAGCCUAAGUUGGAUGCUAUUAGCACCAUUUACCACGAACUGCUGCAGUCUCCUUAUGAAGGCUGUAAGAAGCAGAGGGCUUCCCUUGCUUCCCUGGAAUCAUCACCCCAGGAGAGGAGUUAGAAGCGUUUUGGAGCUCGAGAUGAAAGCUUUCUUGGAGGAGAACACUGAAAUCAUCAGUAGUGGUAGCCUCACCCCUGAAAUUCAUUUGCGGCUCUUGACUCCGAGAUGCAAGUUCUGGUGGGAAAGAGCUGACCUGUGGCCCUACAGUGAUCCUUACUGGGCUAUCUACUGGCCAGGAGGCCAAGCCCUGUCUAGGUAUCUUCUGGAUAAUCCUGACAUUGUCAGAGGAAAAUCUGUGUUAGAUCUUGGGAGUGGAUGUGGGGCUACAGCUAUUGCUGCUAAAAUGAGUGGGGCAUCAAGGAUCUUGGCCAACGACAUAGACCCUAUUGCAGGAAUGGCCAUUAUGCUAAACUGUGAAUUAAACCAGCUGAAUCCUUUUCCCAUUUUGACCAAAAACAUUUUGGACUUGGAACAAGAUAAGUGGGAUCUUGUUGUUCUUGGAGAUAUGUUUUAUGAUGAAGACCUUGCAGACUGCCUUCAUCGAUGGCUGAAGAAAUGUUUUUGGACCCACGGAACUCAAAUACUGAUUGGUGACCCUGGGCGACCCCAGUUCAGUGGACACAGCAUUCAAAAUCAGCUGCACAAAGUGAUAGAAUAUUCACUUCCAGAGCCCACCCGGCAGGAAAACAAUGGCUUGACCACAAGCACAGUGUGGGACUUUCAGCCUUGA
This is a messenger RNA of Chrysochloris asiatica (Cape golden mole), 801 nucleotides long. It is a transcript of the gene ETFBKMT, whose product is annotated as methyltransferase like 20. The record is from RefSeq and is a predicted model, not a curated record. Gene Ontology annotation, molecular function: protein-lysine N-methyltransferase activity. Lineage: Eukaryota; Metazoa; Chordata; Mammalia; Afrosoricida; Chrysochloridae. Gene Ontology annotation, biological process: peptidyl-lysine trimethylation. Gene Ontology annotation, cellular component: mitochondrial matrix. Bases 1 to 801 code for a protein of 266 amino acids. The transcript has 3 exons.